This is a messenger RNA of Onychomys torridus (southern grasshopper mouse), 1911 nucleotides long. Its product is annotated as zinc finger and BTB domain-containing protein 16-like. Gene Ontology annotation, molecular function: protein binding; RNA polymerase II cis-regulatory region sequence-specific DNA binding; DNA-binding transcription factor activity, RNA polymerase II-specific. Bases 385 to 1911 code for a protein of 508 amino acids. Gene Ontology annotation, biological process: regulation of transcription by RNA polymerase II. Lineage: Eukaryota; Metazoa; Chordata; Mammalia; Rodentia; Cricetidae. The record is from RefSeq and is a predicted model, not a curated record. The transcript is spliced from 5 exons.
CGGGCUCGGCCGCCAGCACUAAAGAUGGAGAGGCGCCGGGGCCUCGCAGGGGAGGGGGCUUGGCGUUGACGUGGGACGCGGCGGAGGCGCCGCAGCCGGUGGUGAUUUGCUAACCUAGCGGCAGAGAGGAGUUAAGGGUGAUGAGAGCGGGUACUGCGAACUGCCGGGCGAUGCCGCCGCUGCCGCCGUGAGAUCCGGAGCAACAGUUCCCCAGCAACACCCCUUCCCUGAUCCAGGCACACCCCUCACCCCCCAGGCACGCACACCCACCCCAAGCUCCAGGCUCGGCAAGCGUCCUCUCCACUCGCCCAGGAAGCCUACCCUGCCCCACCACGCAGAGCAAAGAAGGAAAGAGAGCCCCAUGCCUGAACCAAGGGGAGCAUCAUGGAUCUGACAAAGAUGGGUAUGAUCCAGCUGCAGAACCCUAGCCACCCUACGGGCCUGCUCUGCAAGGCCAAUCAGAUGCGCCUGGCCGGGACUUUGUGCGAUGUGGUCAUCAUGGUGGACAGCCAGGAGUUCCAUGCCCACCGGACGGUGCUGGCUUGCACCAGCAAGAUGUUUGAGAUCCUCUUCCACCGAAACAGCCAGCACUAUACUCUGGACUUCCUCUCGCCAAAGACCUUCCAGCAGAUUCUGGAGUAUGCCUACACAGCCACACUGCAAGCUAAGGCAGAGGACUUGGAUGACCUGUUGUAUGCAGCUGAAAUCCUGGAAAUCGAGUACCUGGAGGAGCAGUGCCUGAAGAUCCUGGAGACCAUCCAGGCAUCCGAUGACAAUGACACAGAGGCCACCAUGGCUGAUGGUGGGGGCGAAGAAGAAGAGGACCGCAAGGCUCGAUACCUCAAGAACAUCUUCAUCUCGAAGCAUUCCAGCGAGGAGAGUGGGUAUGCCAGUGUGGCUGGACAGAGCCUCCCUGGGCCUAUGGUGGACCAGAGCCCUUCGGUCUCCACCUCUUUUGGUCUUUCAGCCAUGAGUCCUACCAAGGCAGCAGUGGACAGUUUGAUGACCAUAGGACAGUCUCUCCUGCAAGGAACUCUUCAGCCACCUGCAGGGCCUGAAGAGCCCACACUGGUGGGGGGUGGGCGGCACCCCGGGGUGGCUGAGGUGAAGACAGAGAUGAUGCAGGUAGAUGAAGUCCCUGGCCAGGACAGCCCUGGGGCAGCUGAGUCCAGCAUCUCAGGAGGGAUGGGGGACAAGCUUGAAGAAAGGAGCAAAGAGGGGCCUGGGACUCCCACUAGAAGCAGUGUCAUCACCAGUGCCAGGGAGCUCCAUUAUGGGCGAGAAGAGAGUGGUGAGCAGCUGUCACCUCCUGUUGAAGCUGGUCAGGGAGCCCCCGGGCGACAGGAGCCCCUGGUACCCCCAGUGGAGAAGCAUUUGGGCAUCUACUCAGUGUUGCCCAACCACAAGGCCGAUGCUGUGUUGAGCAUGCCGUCUUCAGGGACCUCUGGUCUCCAUGUGCAACCUGCCCUGGCUGUCUCCAUGGACUUCAGCACCUAUGGGGGCCUGCUGCCUCAGGGCUUUAUCCAGAGGGAGCUGUUCAACAAGCUGGGUGAGCUGGCUGUGGGCAUGAAGGCCGAGAGCCGUCCUCUGGGGGAGCAGUGCAGCGUGUGUGGGGUCGAGCUUCCAGACAACGAGGCUGUGGAGCAGCACAGGAAGCUGCACAGUGGGAUGAAGACGUAUGGGUGUGAGCUCUGUGGAAAGCGGUUCCUGGAUAGUUUGCGACUGAGAAUGCAUUUACUGGCUCAUUCAGCGGGUGCCAAAGCCUUUGUGUGUGAUCAGUGUGGUGCCCAGUUCUCAAAGGAGGAUGCUCUGGAGACACACAGACAGACCCACACUGACAUCCGCCCUUUCCCCCUGGUGUCACCUCUGCUGCCUGCUGACAGAAAGGAGUUCAUAAAAACCUAUGUGUAA